Cuscuta epithymum is the source of this 9286-nucleotide messenger RNA. The record is from the annotation of a GenBank genome assembly. Lineage: Eukaryota; Viridiplantae; Streptophyta; Magnoliopsida; Solanales; Convolvulaceae.
CUAAAAUUUGGUAUGAGUAAACUAGACUUAAUGAAUAAAAUGUUCAAAAAAUUUCAUCAAAAAAUUUCACCGGGAACUGCCUCAAAUGGCGACGACCGGACAGUAAGGACUUAUUUGACCCUUUUUAUGCAACUUCCAGGACCAAUUUGACUCUUUACUCAUUUGAAAUGAAAUUACCCUUAGGAGAAAUAUUAAUUAAAUAUCUCUAAGGAAAGGUUCUUUAAUGAGUGCAUCCACUUAGAAAAGGAAAUUGAUUUUUAAAGGGAAUCCAUAUUAUGGCCGUUGCAUUCUUAUUUAUAUUACCUUUUUGAGGUUUGACCAAAGCUUGCUCUCUUUGGUACUUAAUUCAAAUAGCUUAUAACCCCACAUUAAUCACACAUGAUUUGAAUGGAGACGAGUAUAUUUUCUUAAUUGCGUGAUUGAUAGGUUACUUUGAAUAUAUGAUUAUGAUAUUUUGGAUAUCUUAAUUUGGCUGUUUUAUAUAUGUUGAGCUCGGAUAUGGAAAAUAUCAUGAAAGGAAAACAAUUAAAAAAUUAUCAAGGCAAGUCCAAGUAUCCAACUAAGGAAAGAGGAGCCAACGAACGUCACAGAUAAAGCUAUAUAAUUGGCGAAAGAUCAAAGGAAGAGAGCGCUUAACGGAGAAAAUAUUAAAGUGAUAUACACGAGAGAAAUACCAAGUCCAAGUGAUCUGAACCUGCUCACGGAGUUCUAGAUAGAGUUCCAUUUUCUCUUCUUACAUUGUAAUUGGGUUAUUGAGGACUAGCUAAGUGUAGCUUCCUCGGGUUGGGUUAAGUGUGUUGUGCGAGCUUUGUUGUAAAGCUGAGAGGCUCUUUACCCGCAAGGUAGAGAUACAUAACUCUUCCUAGAAAGGAUAGAGUUGGGGUGGAUAAAGGGUAGACUAGGAGAGUUUCACUUAUAAUCAUUCAAAGGCUUUUUAGUGAAGUUGUUUAAAAUUCUUCUGAGAGAGGUCGAGGUUUUUUAAUCCCUCUAAGCCAAGGGAUUUUUCCUCGUUAAAUCGUUGUGCACUUUACUAUUUCGCAUUUCCCCCCUGUGUUGCUAACCGUUUCAUCACAAAGUCAAUCACUUCUAAAAACAUUAUAAUUAUGAAUACCAAUUAGUACCCCUAUAUUGUGUCCUUUUAUAUGCAUUGAUACUUGUACUCUUCAAUGAAAUUAAUGGGUCAUAAUUUUAUAUGGUCAAAACUAUCCUUCACUUCCGUUAGCUAAAGUAACGGUAGUUCAAGUGUUCAACCGUCACUAUGAUUUGUUGUUGUUUUGUUCUCUUUAUUUCAUUUUUAAGUUAUUUUUUAAAGGAUUUUUUUUUAAGUUAUUUAGAUGAUAAACUACUACACCAUUGACCCUAAAUUCAUAAAAAAAUCAUAUACGAGUAUUUUAAUGUUUCACAAAAUAUCAAACUUUUUAGUCCUCUGUGUAUGUUUAACUUUUUAGUGAACCUUAGGUUUAAUAUAAUUUUGUGUUUACCUCAUUUUUAAUUAACUUAUGACAAGAACUUAGCCUUUUAGAGAAAUUCAAUUUAUCCCAUAUAACUUCUAAAUUACUUCAAUCACGUAACUCAUACUUGAAAGAGUGAGACUUUUCAUUACGUAAACUCCUAUUUGAAAGAGUAAGAGUUUUGUUAGUAUUUGGAUUCAGGCUUGGAUGUUGUUGUUGUUUAUGUAUUUGGAUUCACUUAGAUUAAGAGCCCAUUUGCUGACCAUGUUAUUCGUUUUAUCAGGCUUAUCAGCCAACGUUUUCACCAAACAUGUAACUUGUUGAGUUUAAUCCAACACGAUAUAGUAAAUAUAUGUAUAAAUGUGUAUGAACAACUCAGUUUUUACGUGGAAACCCGAAAGGGAGAAAACCACGGGACUUUUUAGGCUAAUGUCCAAGCCCUCUCAUUCUCAUUAGACUCUCCUCACCAUUACAUAGUACAAUUUGAGCUCCAUUCAUGGAAUCUUGCAAAACUAUUCUAAAGGAAGAAGGAAGAAGGAAAAACCCCCUUACAUGGAGGGAAAACCUCCUAUAAAUAGGGGAAGGGGAGAAGGGGCUCUCCACCCUAAUGGGCCAAACGGGCCGAUGUCGGGCCUAAUGGCCAAAGUGGGCCGGAAUGGGCCGAAAUGGACCUAGCUGCUCGGGCUCCGUACUGGAUAAUGUUUUGGGCUCCUGAACAGUAAUAGGCCGGGAUAAUAUAUCCCAACACAAGUCCCCCAGUUUCUUGAGUAGUGAGCGUGCGAAUCUGCUCGAGAAAAUAUACUCUUGCCUGCGCUUUACCUCGGUCUAGCUGGAACCUGUGUCUUCGAAUAAUCAUAAUAUAUGAGUGGAUGUCCACACUCCUGAACGUAAUCUGCCGGUGGGGCACCCCCGUUCCCGACGGGGUUGGGCGAAGGGUGCUCCUCCACGGGCACGCUCCCCCUGAAUGCAUCAGGCGAGAGUAAAGGACUCUGACUCGAGCUUUCCAACGGAGAAGCUUAGAGGUCCAUGCAUCUAUAAACCGACGUCGCGGUACUGUCAAAACAUGAUGCACGUGUGUAUGUAUGAAUGUAUGAGGUAUGAUGCAUGAAUGCAUGUAAUGUAUGAGUGCAAUGUAUGAGAGAGGGAAUGCAAGAUGUGAUAGGAGCGGUAGCUCUCAAUGAGAACUCGAGCAUGUCAGCGCCGAGAGGCAGACAUGCUGCAUAACAGACGUUCGUCGCCAUCCUGAAAGGGAUGGGCGACCCUAACGUGUGCCAGACACGAUGGCGCUGGGGCGCUGAUCGUGCUGCAUAAGAGACAUUCGUCGCCAUCCUGAAAGGGAUGGGCGACCCUAACGUGAGCCAGACACGAUGGCGCUGGGGCGCUGAUCGUGCUGCAUAACAGACGUUCGUCGCCAUCCUGGAAGGGAUGGGCGACCCUAACGUGAGCCAGACACGAUGGCGCUGGGGCGCUGAUCGUGCUGCAUAAGAGACGUUCGUCGCCAUCCUGGAAGGGAUGGGCGACCCUAACGUGAGCCUGACACGAUGGCGCUGGGGCGCUGAUCGUGCUGCAUAAGAGACGUUCGUCGCCAUCCUAGAAGGGAUGGGCGACCCUAACGUGAGCCAGACACGAUGGCGCUGGGGCGCUGAUCGUGCUGCAUAAGAGACGUUCGUCGCCAUCCUGGAAGGGAUGGGCGACCCUAACGUGAGCCAGACACGAUGGCGCUGAGGGGCCGAUCGUGAUGCAUAAGACGGUCGUCGCCAUCCUGGAGGGAAUGGGCGAGCCGAGCCGUGAAGCCAGGUACGAUGGCGCUGAGGGGCCGAUCGUACGGCAUAAGACGUUCGUCGCCAUCCUGGAGGGAAUGGGGCGAUCCGAACGUGAAAGAGACACGAUGGCGCUGAGGGGCCGAUCGUGAUGCAUAAGACGGUCGUCGCCAUCCUGGAGGGAAUGGGCGAGCCGAACCGUGAAGCCAGGUACGAUGGCGCUGAGGGGCCGAUCGUACGGCAUAAGACGUUCGUCGCCAUCCUGGAGGGAAUGGGGCGAUCCGAACGUGAAAGAGACACGAUGGCGCUGAGGGGCCGAUCGUGAUGCAUAAGACGGUCGUCACCAUCCUGGAGGGAAUGGGCGAGCCGAACCGUGAAGCCAGGUACGAUGGCGCUGAGGGGCCGAUCGUACGGCAUAAGACGUUCGUCGCCAUCCUGGAGGGAAUGGGGCGAUCCGAACGUGAAAGAGACACGAUGGCGCUGAGGGGCCGAUCGUGAUGCAUAAGACGGUCGUCACCAUCCUGGAGGGAAUGGGCGAGCCGAACCGUGAAGCCAGGUACGAUGGCGCUGAGGGGCCGAUCGUACGGCAUAAGACGUUCGUCGCCAUCCUGGAGGGAAUGGGGCGAUCCGAACGUGAAAGAGACACGAUGGCGCUGAGGGGCCGAUCGUGAUGCAUAAGACGGUCGUCGCCAUCCUGGAGGGAAUGGGCGAGCCGAACCGUGAAGCCAGGUACGAUGGCGCUGAGGGGCCGAUCGUACGGCAUAAGACGUUCGUCGCCAUCCUGGAGGGAAUGGGGCGAUCCGAACGUGAAAGAGACACGAUGGCGCUGAGAGGCCGAUCGUCUGUCAGGACUUCAUCCUGGGAGGAAGGGUGGACUUGGGCGUCGUCCCUCUGUCUGAUCUGGGGAGCUGAUAUUCGUCGUCCACGGCAAAAGAAAGCCUGAUGUUAGCCGAUCGUCGUCGGCCACUUCAUUCUUCGUACUUAAGUUUUGUAAUUAUUCUUUACAUAUGUUUUUCAGUUUGUACUUCCCGGCCAAUAGCGCCGAGGGAUAAAAUCAUUCUUUGCUCCAUGCUCUUCUGGCAUUUUUUUGUUUUUUUUUUUCGGAGUCUUUUAGUCUUUGUUCGUCCUUGGUCCCUGGUCCUGCCGGCGUCCCUACUUCGAGGAGACGUUCGGUGUCCGCCGACAUCGCAAGGAGGAACAGGUUUAUCUACAUCGAGAUUCCCCCUUUUUUCGUUCGUCCGUGGUCCUUUUAGUCUUACCGGCGUCUCUUGCUUCGAAGAGGACGUUCGGUACCCAAGGAACUCGCAGGGACGAACAGGUCUACCCUCACGGGUCCCCGACUUUGUUAUCCCACGUCCAUCGAUCCAUGGUCAUUUGUGGGAUAAACAGGUUUAUCUUGGCAGGCUCCCUUGGUUCGUCUAGCCCCCUCCGCGUCUCUACUAACCUCUACAUCGAGAGGCGUUCGUCUUCGGCGGUUGGAGAAGAUCUGGCACACCCGGGCAAGAUUCCCUUCUACAUAGGAGCUACCCUCCUCUUCUCCCCAUCUUCUUUUUUUUUUUUUUUUUUUUUUUGAGGGAGGCAAUCGUAGUCUUCGUUCGUCAUUGGUCCUUGGUCCUACCGACGUCCCUACUUCGAGGAGACGUUCGGUAUCCACGGACAUCACAAUGAGGAACAGGUUUAUCUGCAUCGAGAUUCCCUGGUGCUUCGUUCGUCCUUGGUCCUUGGUCCUACCGGCGUCCCUACUUCGAGGAGACGUUCGGUAUCCGUAGACAUCGCAAGGAGGAACAGGUUGUCACACAUAAUGGUGGUGGCAUGGCGAACAAAUAUAAUGACGAGGCGAUGGAAAUGCUGGUCGUCGUGCGAAGGCGAAGGUCACCCCCCUGAAGGGAGGGGUGAGCCCGAUCGCUAACUCAAGAAGGUCGGCAUUGGGAGCCGAUAUACAAUGAUCAUAAUGUCGCUGAGCAGUCGGUCUUGAUAAGGAGAUGACAAUAGUGUCCGAUCAGGUCGAUAUAUCCGAGCAACGGCUCUCAUCCACGCAGCGCGGGGAUGAAACCGGUCUUCAAAAAGGUAAAUAUGUCGUGCCGAGAGGCCGAGCAUGAUAUGACAGUGUCGGCAGUAAGAGGCCGACCUGAAAGAAUCAAGCAACGGCCCUCGUCCGCGAGGGGCAGGGACGAGGCCGGUCUUCAGAAGAUAAGCACGCCGAGCCGAGAGGCCGGUCGUGGUAUGAUGAUGUCGGCGACGAGAGGCCGAACAUGAUGUGAUAGUGUCGGCACUGUGGGGCCGACCUGCAAUCUAGCAACGGCUCCCAUCCGCGCAGUGCGGGGAUGAGGUCGGUCUUCAAAAGAUAAACACGCCGAGCCGGGAGGCCGGUCGUGAUAUAAUGGUGUCGGCAAUGAGAGGCCGUCAUGAAAGAACCAAGCAACGGUCAUCAUCCGCGCAGCGCGGGGACGAGGCCGGUCUUCAAAUAUGAUAAUCACGCCAUGCCGAGAGGCCGGUCGUGAUAUGAUGGUGUCGGCAAUGAGAGGCCGACCUGAAAAUUAGGAUGGUCUCACGGCCCUCGGCUGUGAUGGUCUCCUCUAGGCCCUCGGCCUCUAAAUGAUGGAUGAUCGUCUCACGGUCCCCCGCCAUGGUAGACCACUCUAGACCCUCGGCCUCUAGGUGUUCUCUCCUAGGCCAUCGGUCUCUGGGGCGGAGAUGCUCGUCUCACGGUCCUCAGCCGUGAUGGUCUCCUCUUUAGCUGGCCCUGAACGUCUUCCAGACUCGGGCCGAGCGUCUUUUAAUCAUUUCGCUCGAGCGCGUCGAGCGGCUUCAUCUGCGCAAUAAGCAUGGUAACGGGCCGCACGGCCCGUCAAUAAAUAUGCACACACAACCGUCCGCACGGCGGAGUCUUUAACAUCCACGAUUACCGGCCUACGGGCCAUCGUGACCCUCGGUCCGGCUGAUCGUGCGGGGUUAAUGGACGUAGCAGCUCGCGGUGGGGCCAAUUAGCAGCCCGCCGAACGUCACAUAGAGAUAUUCAUCGGUCUGUGAGUUUUCAAACUCAGACCCAAGUUGGUCGCACUGCCCUCGGAAAAACGAGGUUGAGUGCUUUGGUGCCCUCGGGCCCCACAGGCCACGUUUGGCAAUAGUCACUUCGCCUAGUGGCGCAUGUGGUACUAGGGUACUAUCGUCGCUCGAGCACUUGGUGCCGUGCGGACUAUUGCGUACCCCCAGAUUAAAACGCGUCAUCGGGACACUACCCUCUGGAGACGCUCAGAUCGCUAAUCAAAGCCGAUCAAGAGUGGGCUAAUCGAACCCCCCAACAAUUAAAUUUUUAAUAAAAAAGUUGGCUGAACCAAUUAUCACUAGAGCUUCGCUCUGCAUUAUUUAACCUCGGGACAUUUUUAUCCCUAAUAAAUAAUAGUGAUGUACGGGUAGUAAUAAUAGUAUUAUCCUACCAUAAGUCAUUCGGAUACGCUCCGUUCGCUUAAUUAAAGCUGAUCGAGAGCGGGCCAACGGGCCCACAAGAAAUUAAAUAUUCAAUAAAAUGUUGGCUGAACCAACUAUCACCAGAGCUUCGCUCCACAUUAUUUAAUUCGGGACAUUUUAUCCCUAAUAAAUAAUAGUGAUGUAACAGGUAAUAGCAAUGAUAUUAUCCUAUCAAAGGCCAUUCAGAUAUGCUCCGCUCGCUAAUUAAAGCCGACCAGGAGCGGGCCAACGGGCCCACAACAACCAGUCAUUAAUUAAAAUGAUGGUUAAAAAUAACUUAUCACUAGAGCUUUACUCACUUGGAUUUUGCUCGACAUUAUUUAUUUCGGGAGAUUUUAUUCCCUAAUAAAUAAUGGUGAUAAAAAUACUAGCAAUAUUUCUACUUCGUUAAUAAGUACGAAGCAUACUCUACAAAUAAUCACGCACUUUAAUUGGUAAAAGGAUGAGUAAGUGGUACUUAGCUCUUUUUUGGCAUCGAUGCUCGGCCAAGUGAAAAUUUAUGGAGUUGAUUGAAUUCCUUUUUGUUUGACCUGGUCAACCUUGCUAAAGAGCCAAAGACUUCCAUUAUUCAGUCACUCCAGAGUCCAAAGUAUACGUACGUCCAAACCAAGGGCCUCGGCUUAAUGGAAUUCCCCAAUUUGACUUGGUAAAAUUACUCCAAGGAAAGUGGCCCUCAUUGCUUGGCCUCAAAUUGCAGACGUGGUCUGCUCUUGGCCAAAACCUUUACGCGGAGUACAUCUCUUGGGAAAGGCAGAACACCCUCCCUAUUGACUCAGAGGCAGGCCGCACAUGCCGGCCACCUUCCGCCGGUGGAGACGGUGGUCGCGGCAAGACAAGGCCGGCCAGAGGGCGAGGUUUCGUCAGGAGAUCUACUGAGCCUCGGACUAUACCUCCUCCGAGCAGGUGGACGAGCGACCUGCGGUUGACGGCUGAUGUCGAGCGGCGGCGCGGCAGCUCCGGCGGCAGACCCCGCUGUUGGCGACGAACUACUACGUUACAGGCGGAGUUUUUUUUUUUUUUACAGAUCGGGACGCCAAGACUGUAACGCUGCAGCGAGUUCCACCCGGUACCGCAGGACGCCUCAGGAGUUCCAUGCCGGCGGGGGCGGCUCCGGCGACUUCAAAAAAAAUAGAUCUGGAAAAAAUCCAAAUUUGGACUUCCCAGAACCAUUUGUUUUUCCCUUCUUCCUUUUGCUGAAACCAGUCCAUCUGGUAUCAAUUUUCUUUAUUUCUUUUUGUUGAAAAUCAGUUCUUCGUCUCACGUUUGUUGUCGAAGCUGAAGAACACGGUUAGUCUUUUUGAACUGAUUCCCACAGACGGCGCCAGUGUUGAGUUUAAUCCAACACGAUAUAGUAAAUAUAUGUAUAAAUGUGUAUGAACAACUCAGUUUUUACGUGGAAACCCGAAAGGGAGAAAACCACGGGACUUUUUAGGCUAAUGUCCAAGCCCUCUCAUUCUCAUUAGACUCUCCUCACCAUUACAUAGUACAAUUUGAGCUCCAUUCAUGGAAUCUUGCAAAACUAUUCUAAAGGAAGAAGGAAGAAGGAAAAACCCCCUUACAUGGAGGGAAAACCUCCUAUAAAUAGGGGAAGGGGAGAAGGGGCUCUCCACCCUAAUGGGCCAAACGGGCCGAUGUCGGGCCUAAUGGCCAAAGUGGGCCGGAAUGGGCCGAAAUGGACCUAGCUGCUCGGGCUCCGUACUGGAUAAUGUUUUGGGCUCCUGAACAGUAAUAGGCCGGGAUAAUAUAUCCCAACACAACUUUUGAUUUCGCGACCUGGAUUGUGUAAUAAUAAGAAAAAGUUAGGUUGUAGUUACUUUUCUGGCUGUAUUGGCUGAACUAACUGUAGAUGAUUAUUUUAGCUAUUUUGUCAUAUAUUUUUUCCUCUAUUUAAUUAAUAAAAUAUAUUUUAAAUAUUUUUUUUAUAAAUCAGCAGAAUUAGCCAAUCCAGCGACUUCAGUCACAAAUUCAUAAAUAUCAGCAUGAUCAGCUAAUACAGCUGAUUUGGGUAUUACGAAAUAUAGGAUAUUUCAUUACCUAUUUAGAGAACUUCCUAACAGUCCGCAUGUAAUAGUGUUUUACGAAAAAAACAUUACGUACUUUAUAUUGGGCAAACGCUCUCACGUCUUGCGUGAUCAAACGCUAGUUCACUGAUAAGCACAUAUGGCAUAAGAAUCAAACAAUGCAGAUUAAGAUUUUUCUCUGGAAACUUUUGAAUUCCUUUCUGCCUAUUUGUGACAAUCUUCAGAGGAUCCAAAUCAUUCUACAACAUUCAAGAUGUCGUCCCCUGUGUAGGAAUAAUUUUGAAACUACUGACCAUGUCUUUUUUGGAUGUUGUUAUGCUAAGAAAAUAUGGCGGUAUUUUAUGAAUGGUUUUGAGCUAAAAAUGCCAUCCAAUGCUUCAAUUAGGCAAAUUAUGAUACUGUGGUGGAUUGAAGCUGGUUCAAAAACAGUGGGUGAUAUUUUUGAACACAAUAUGCCUGAUAUCAUUACCUGGCAUAUUUGGAAGGUUACGUUUACUCAGCAUAUGUUUGGGGUUUGGGUUCUACCCCUAAUCCAGAACACCUGAUUAUUCAAAUAAAGCUAUACACUCAGAAUUGGGCCUAUACC